AUGGACGGCCCCGAUCAGAUUGGCCCCGAUCUUUCGCCUAAGCGCACCUUCAGUGAUAAAUUACGAGGCGUCGUAAGAACCUUUACUACUCGCGAUGGUCUCAUCGGCGACUACGACUAUGCUCACCUAUUCACACCAAAGUUGCCCUUCACCAAGCAAGAACGGAGAUCCGCUCCUUUCUUCGGUCUUGAUGAUCGUGUUCCUGUUCUUCUCGCUUUGAUCCUAGGAUUGCAGCAUGCUCUUGCCAUGUUGGCUGGUGUUAUUUCACCACCAAUUAUGCUCGGCGGUAGCUCCGGUGUCAACUUCGCGACAGAAGACUACCAGUACCUUGUUUCAACAUCUUUGAUCGUAUCGGGCUUUCUCAGCGCUAUUCAAAUGACCCGCUUCCACAUCUACGGCACGAAAUACUAUAUUGGAACUGGAUUAUUAUCAGUGGUCGGCACAUCAUUCGCCACAAUCACCGUCGCUACCGGCGCCUUCACCCAAAUGUACGAAACAGGCUACUGUCCGACUGACGCCGACGGAAACAAACUCCCCUGUCCAAAGGGCUACGGCGCCCUCCUCGGAACAUCAUGUCUAUGCGCUCUUCUCGAAAUUGGUCUCUCCUUCAUGAGCAGCAAUCUCCUCGCCCGUAUCUUCCCACCACUCGUCACCGGUCCCACCGUGCUCCUGAUCGGCGCCUCCCUCAUCGAAUCCGCCAUGGAAGACUGGGGCGGUGGUUCCGGCUGUUACUCUCCCCGCGCCAUGUGUCCCGAUGCCAGCGCCCCACACGCCUUAAUGUGGGGUAGCCCGCAGUUCAUCGGACUGGGCUUCCUCGUCUUCGUAACCAUCAUCCUCUGUGAACGAUUCGGUCCCCCAAUCCUGAAGUCCUGCGCCGUUAUCGUCGGUCUCGUGGUCGGUUCGAUCGUCGCGGCUGCUUGCAACUACUUUGAGAGCUCCGGAAUCGCCGAGGCUCCCGUUAUCUCUUUCGCUUGGGUCCACACCUUCCCGCUCUCGGUCUACCCUCCACUGAUCCUCCCGCUGCUGGCACUGUACGUUGUGAUCAUGAUGGAGUCCAUUGGCGAUAUCACAGCCACCUGUGAUGUAUCCCGGCUCCGCGUCGAGGGUGCGAUGUUCGAUUCCCGCAUCCAGGGUGGUGUUCUCGGUAACGGAAUCACCUGUGUGCUCGCAGGAUUGAUGACCAUCUCACCGAUGUCCGUGUUCGCACAGAACAACGGUGUCAUCGCCCUGACCAAGUGCGCGAACCGAAAUGCCGGUUACUGCUGCUGCUUCUUCCUGAUUGUCAUGGGUCUGUUUGCGAAGUUCGCUGCUGCGCUCGUGUCGAUCCCUAGCGCGGUCCUUGGUGGCAUGACGACCUUCUUGUUCAGCAGUGUUGCCAUCUCGGGUAUCCGCAUUAUCUCCACCAUCGACUUUAACCGUCGGAACCGUUUCGUCCUGACCGCUAGCUUUGCGCUGGGAAUGGGUAUUACGCUCGUCCCGUCUUGGUGGAGCUACGUCUUCUCGUAUGACGGUGAUAACCGUGCCUUGGAGGGUCUGCUGAAUGCCGUUGACUUGGUGAUGACCAACGGCUUCGCAGUCACUGCCUUGGUGGGUGUGAUUUUGAACAUGCUUCUUCCCCAUGAGGCGGAUGAGGUUAUCGAGUCUGAGGAUGAGCCGGAGGUCAUCGAGCAGGCUGAGCCCACGACUUCUGGCAAGUCGGAGUCUACUGCGGCAUAA
This is a messenger RNA of Penicillium verhagenii, 1716 nucleotides long. Its product is annotated as nucleobase:cation symporter-2 family protein. Gene Ontology annotation, cellular component: membrane; fungal-type vacuole. The record is from RefSeq and is a predicted model, not a curated record. The transcript is spliced from 4 exons. Gene Ontology annotation, molecular function: xanthine transmembrane transporter activity. NCBI's taxonomy places the organism in Eukaryota, Fungi, Ascomycota, Eurotiomycetes, Eurotiales, Aspergillaceae. Bases 1 to 1716 code for a protein of 571 amino acids. Gene Ontology annotation, biological process: transmembrane transport; xanthine transport.